This is a messenger RNA of Yarrowia lipolytica CLIB122, 2262 nucleotides long. RefSeq lists its product as uncharacterized. Gene Ontology annotation, molecular function: RNA helicase activity; ATP binding; nucleic acid binding. NCBI's taxonomy places the organism in Eukaryota, Fungi, Ascomycota, Dipodascomycetes, Dipodascales. The record is from RefSeq and is a predicted model, not a curated record.
AUGGUCAAGGGAAAAGUGACCAAACCGGUCAAGAAGGCUACUAAGUCCAAACAAUCGGCUGCCAUGAUUUCCAAAGUAAAGGACGACUUUGUCAUGACUCUAGAUUCCGACGGUGAAGAUCUGGAGGAGGAGAGUGCAGACGAGAAGGAAGAGGUGGAGGAGAAGCCUGUCAAGCUGACAAAGAAGCAGAAGAAGCAAAAACUCAGUGAAGCCGACGAGGAGCUACUGGAGCGAGAAAAGCAGGCUGCCAAGGCCGGCAUCAACCCCGACUUCCAGUUUUCGCUGGACGGAUUUGCUGCCACCUCUGAAGGUCUGGACGGCUGGAACUUUGAGGUGUCCAAGGACGACAACAAGGUCCAGAAGCGAGAAGUUGAUUUGGACAGCAUUAUCAAGAGAAAAGGAGGCCUUCUGGACGAGGACGAGGACGAGGACGAGGCCGAGACAGACGUUAAGAUGGAGGAGAACGAAGAUGAUCUGGCCAUUGAUGGUUUCGGAGGAGGAGUCCAGCCCGGAAAGGACAUGGAUGAGCCUGAGGACGAGGACGAGGAGAACAAAGAAGAGGUUGAGAAUGAAGAGGAGGAGGACUCUGAUGGAAGCGACUCCGAGGCUGAGGAGUGUAUGCACCCCGAUGAUUUGGUUUUGGAUGACCAUAAAGGCCCUGCCAUCGACGAGGGACCCCAGGACACUGCCGAGGAGAUGGCUGCAUUCUACGCUCCCGAGGAGGAGAACAACGAUAAGACUGAGUCUGUGCACAAAACCUUUCAGACUCUGAAUCUGUCUAGACCCGUCAUGAAGGGUAUUUCUGCUCUGGGAUACCAGGCCCCCACUCCGAUUCAGAGCAGAACCAUCCCCAUUGCUCUCAUGGGCAAGGAUCUGGUUGCUGGUGCCGUCACUGGUUCUGGUAAGACUGCUGCGUACAUCAUUCCUGUUUUGGAGCGUCUUCUCUACAAGUCCUCCAAGGUCGCAGCCACUAAGGUUGUGGUUCUGACUCCCACUCGAGAGCUGUCCAUUCAGGUCGCCGAUGUUGGUAAGAAGCUCGCACAGUAUGUUUCUGGCGUGCGAUUCGGUCUGGCUGUCGGUGGUCUGAACCUUCGAGUUCAGGAGCAGGAGCUCAAGACGCGACCCGAGGUUGUCAUUGCUACCCCCGGUCGAUUUAUUGAUCAUGUUCGAAACUCUCCCUCGUUCAACGUUGACGAUGUCGAGAUUCUGGUGAUUGAUGAGGCUGAUCGAAUGCUGGAGGAGGGUUUCCAACAGGAACUGACCGAGAUUCUGACACUGCUUCCCAAGAAGCGUCAGACUCUGCUUUUCUCUGCCACUAUGAAUUCGUCCAUUUCGUCGCUUAUUCAGCUGUCUCUUUCUCGGCCCGUUCGAGUCAUGAUCAACCCUCCCAAGCAGGCCGCUUCUGGUCUGGUGCAAGAGUUUGUUCGAAUCCGUAAGCGAGACCAUCUCAAGCCCGCUCUGCUGGCCUCCAUCCUCAAGAAGAUGGACAAGGAGCAGCGAACCAUUAUUUUCGUGGCCCGAAAAGAGACUGCGCAUCGUCUUCGAAUCAUGCUGGGUCUGCUCGGAGUCCGAAUUGGAGAACUGCACGGAGCUCUGUCUCAGGAGCAGCGUCUGCAGUCCAUCACAGCAUUCAAAAAACUGGAGGUGCCCAUUCUGGUCUGUACCGAUCUGGCUUCCCGAGGUCUGGAUAUCCCCAAGAUCGAGUGUGUCGUCAACUACGACAUGCCCCAGACCCAUGCUGUCUACCUGCAUCGAGUUGGACGAACUGCUCGAGCAGGACGAGAAGGUCGAUCCAUCACUCUGGUCGGGGAGGCUGCUGCUGACAGAGCCAUUGUCCGCGAGGCUAUCAAGUCUGUAUCUGAGAGUAAACAGGGCAAGGCCGUGGGCCGAAACGUGGACUGGCCUGAGGUCGAGAAGCUAUACUCCAAGAUCGAGGAGAAGGGUGACAUUGUCAACGAGAUUCUGGCUGAGGAGAAGGAGGAGAAGGCCAUGCUGCAGGCCGAGAUGGAGGUGCGAAAGGGAGAGAACCUUCUCAAGUACGAGAAGGAGAUUGCAUCCCGACCUCGGCGAACUUGGUUCCAGAAUGCCCAAGAGAAGAAGGCUGAUGAGACCUCGGACAAACGAAAUCUACUAGCCAGCAACAAGGACAAGAUGAAGAAGAAGAAAGACAACGAGGAGGUCCGAAUGUACAAGAAGACCAAGACCGAUCGAAAGGAGGCCUCUAAGCGAGGUAAGCCCAAGGGAAAGGGUAAGCGAAAGUGA